AUGAGCGAUUCGAUACUCGAGACAGAGGCUCCAGUGCCGUCCGGAAAGGGCCCUCCUAAGAAGAGGAGGAGGGUUGUUGUGUCGUGUACCGAGUGUCAUAGGAGGAAGCAAAAGUGUGACCGAGAGCUUCCUUGCGCAAAUUGCCGCUCUAGAAACCGUGAAACAUUCUGCUCUUACGACCCGAGUGCCCGUACAUCCGAGAACGGGAACACCACCAUCAACAACAACAGCCUUAUCACCAAGAUAUCACCAUCCACCCAAGUGCCCCAAAUCUCGGCAUCUUCAACGCCCCCAAAAAUUACAGAACCGCUCUCUACCAUGGCCGCAACAUGGGGCUACGGCCAAACUGGAGCAUCGACCAUCUCCUUUCUCAAGAAAAUCGAAACGGCCCCUUCAUUCGACGACCAAUCUUCACUUUCUACGCUCUCACUAGCCUGCACCUCCCGCGAAGACUCCUUUGCUGUGCGCGAAAGAUACAAGGACCUCAUACGGCAUCUCCCUGCCAAGGUCUUCAUCGACAAGCUCGUGGCCAUGUGUAUGCGCGAAUUCAACUGGCAGUACUACUUUGUCGACCCGGACAUUUUCUUCGCCCAACUCCAGGAGUGGAAUAACCUCCCGUUUAGUAUAUUCUCCACCGAAGGACCGCGGGGCAUUCCUCCUGGCUUGAGGGUUUUCCCGGCCGUCUUGUUCCAAAUGAUUGCCGCGGCUUUACUGGUCCUUCCGGACGACGAGGAAGAGGAGUUUGUGACGUUGAAGUAUGCCGCCAACAUGACUUUUGAGGACUUGGCGUGUGAUUACAGUGCUAGCGGGGCGGAAAUUGUGGGAUUGUUUGGGAAGAAGGGGCUGAGUGUUACGACGGUUCAGGCCGAGUUUCUAAGAGCUUGCUUCUUGAAGUAUACUGCUAAUGUCACUGAGUCGUGGCACAUGAUUGGAAUUGCUAUCAGAGAUGCUCAAGAGUUGGGCAUGCACCGGGAUAGCCUCGAUCCUAAGCCCACAGAAACAAGUUUGGAGACCGUUAUUGAGAAUCAGUGGCUCAUCGAGAGACGGCGCAAGAUGUACAUGAUUCUCGCAAUGUGGGAUAUCAACAUGUCUUUAAUACUAGGCCGACCCGGUACCGUGGACUGGCGCCACAGCCUCCCAUCCCUCCCAAUCGACACUCCAGUGCCAUCCAACCGCUCGAAUACUCCUAUCGCCCCUCGGAAUCCGGAAAAGGACCCUCCUACUCCUUUGACUCGCUGUCUUUGGUUACACGAAAUAACUUUGCCCUUACGAGAUAUCCAGGACCUCGAACAUGAGGGUCCCUACCCCAGGGAUUUCUCCAAAAUCGACAGGGUUCACCAGAAAAUCAUGAGUCUCCAUGAAUCAACGCCCGCUAUAUUGAGGCUGAAAAAUCCUGACACGCGCUGGGAUAACGACCCCGAGGUGGAGGGGUGGAUAGGGGGGACACGAUACUACUUCCACUUCAUUCACAACUUCACUCUCAUGGCCUUGCAUCGACCAUACCUGUUCCAUAGGAAGGAGAGUAGGUUGGAGGCAUUGACAGCUGGUUUGGCCAUGCUGGAGAUGCAGAGAUCAAUGUUUGAGGGCCUACCUUCUACAUCCUGGAGAAAUUUUAUGCUCUUCUUUGGAACAUUCGACGCCAUCGUCCUCGUUGCCUCUGUAUACAUCCUCUUUCCACACGAACACCCAGAACACCGGCACCUAUCCGUUCAACAUAUCCACUGGGCCAUAGAGCGUUUUGCGACAAUGCAGCAUCGCAAUCCACUCGCCAAGGCCGCACAGGGUGUUCUCCGUGCCAUUUUGGGCAAAUUUACAAAGGCGCUUGCUCAUUCUGCCUCGCCUUCCAAAAGUUCCAUCACGCCAGCCUCCACGAGGGGACCUUCGGACAAUACGCCUGCCAGCGGGUCCGCGAGACUGGAUGCAAAUGCAAACCCAGCACCUGUCUGGCCAGCUAGUUCACUCCCAGGCGCAAGCAUGGCGAAGAGUGCAGUUGAGGGUGAAGAUGUGGGAAACGCCAGGCAAGACACACUGGGCGAGACGUGGCUGUCACCCAGCGAAUGGGCCUUUGCGCCAGAUGGUCUGUCGAAUAUCAUGCCGACGUUUGCUAUUUCAGACUUGAUAUACAAUGACCUUACCGCGGUGCAGGAUGGUGGCGGUAUGAUGGCGGCUGCGGAGAUGGCUCCCAGCGAAGGGGGGGCGUCGGAGUGGCAGUUUGGAGGGGACAUUGCCGAGGGUACGCUUUGGCAGGUGUUGAACAGGUUUCAGCCCAGAUGA
Messenger RNA from Metarhizium robertsii ARSEF 23, 2274 nucleotides. RefSeq names its product Zn(2)-C6 fungal-type DNA-binding domain protein. Lineage: Eukaryota; Fungi; Ascomycota; Sordariomycetes; Hypocreales; Clavicipitaceae. Gene Ontology annotation, biological process: regulation of DNA-templated transcription; DNA-templated transcription. The record is from RefSeq and is a predicted model, not a curated record. Gene Ontology annotation, molecular function: zinc ion binding; DNA-binding transcription factor activity, RNA polymerase II-specific; DNA binding. Gene Ontology annotation, cellular component: nucleus. Bases 1 to 2274 code for a protein of 757 amino acids. The transcript has 5 exons.